AAACGUAUAGAUUGAAAGCUUUUUAACUCAUCAAAUCAUUUCCCAAAUGAAAAAACUUCCUUUAUGGAAAUUCACGGAGAGGAAGAAGAAGAUGAUGAAGAAUAAAAAAAAAAUGAUUAAAGUCCGUUCCUUUUCUUUCCUGUGAAUUCCACCGCAAACCCUCAAAAAGAAAAACAAAAACUCUUUUUUUUGUUCUCUCUCUCAUUUGGUCCAACUUGUGAGUCUCAAAGUCUGCAUUUUGUCUCGGGCAAAAUUUAAACGUCUUCUUCAAUCAUCAUCCCCACUUUGCAUUUCAAAGUGAAUGAUAUAAACAGUUUGGGCACUGAAAUGGAUACUACAACAUCAAGUGGUAGUAGCCCUGCUACGUUACAACUACAUAGCAUCAUUCCAGAGAAUCCCAUCACUGCAAUGGAAUUGCCAUUUCCUUCAUUUCUGCGUCUAAAACGUCACUGCCUUGGGAGUUCUGUUCCUGGAGAAUUCUUCUUGGCUUCUGUUCCUUCCAUUGUCCUUCAUGUUCUGACAACAUGUGAUUUGGGUCCUCGGGACCUUGCGAAACUCGAGGCAACAUGCUCCUUCUUCAGGAAGCCGGCAAACUUCUCCCCUGACUUUGACCUUUCUAUCUCAGAGCUUGCAGCUCUCGACAUUUGCCAAAAGAGGGUGAUCUUUAAAUGUAUGGGAGAUGAAGAACGCCAAGAAAUGAAAAGGAAAUGCGGAGGCUCGUGGAAGCUGGUUUUAAACUUCUUGUUAGCUGGUGAAUUUGGUUGCAGGCGGGAGAAGUCACAAGCACUUGCAGGUCCUGGUCAUAGCAUUGCCGUGACAUCAAAGUGUGUUGUCUACUCUUUCGGAUUUAAUGGUUCAGGACAACUUGGUCUGGGAACCACUCAAGACUCUUGGCAGCCUCGACCAAUCAGAUCACUUGACGGGAUCCGGAUCAUUCAAGCAGCUGUUGGCACUGAUAGAACAAUAUUAAUCAGUGAUGCUGGUGAAGUUUAUGCCUUUGGAAAAGAUUGUUUUAGCAAAUCUAAGUCAGAAGUCCAAGAAACUAAGCUGAUCACAACUCCUCAGCGGGUCAAGUCCUUGACGGACAUCUUUGUGGUACAAGCUGCGAUAGGAAACUACUUCACGGCGGUUUUGUCGAGAGAAGGCAGAGUCUAUACAUUAUCAUGGGGAAGCGAUGAAAGACUCGGUCACGAUACUGACCAUAGCUGUUCGUUGCCUCAACCUCUGUUGGGUGCCUUGGAGAACAUCCCUGUCGUGCAAAUUGCUGCUGGCUUUUGCUAUCUCCUUGCUUUGGCAUUUCAAACCACCGGCAUGUCGGUGUACUCAGUUGGAUGCGGUUUGGGUGGCAAGCUUGGGCAUGGUUGUGACGACUGUGAAACACAGCCUCGUCUGAUUGAGCAGUUUGGUUUUUUAAACAUUGAACCGGUUAUGGUCUCAGCAGGUGCAUGGCAUGCUGCUGUAGUUGGGAGAGAUGGGCGAGUCUGCACGUGGGGUUGGGGACGGCAUGGCUGCUUAGGUCAUGGAACCGAAGAGUUACAAAUGGCUCCUAAGGUGGUAGAUGGAUUGAAAGAUGUUAAAGCUGUGCACGUAGCCACUGGAACAUACGCAACCUUUGUUGCAUCUGAUGAUGGUCAAGUUUACUCAUUUGGGAGUGGAGUAGCAGCCAAUCUUGGGCAGCAGGACGAUGUGGAUGAGGAUACUCUGACACCGAAGCUGGUUUCGUCGUUGAAGGGGACAAAAGAGCGUGUGGUUCAUGUGAGUUUGACAAACGCGGGGAAUUGGAAUGGUCAUACAAUGGUAAUGACCGAGUCCGGGACACUCUAUGCGUUCGGGACUGGUGAUAGAGGGCAGCUUGGGGUGGAGCUCGGUGAUAAUUUAAAGGAAAGAGAGGAACCAGCCAAAGUUGCUGGUAUUGAUCUUUCUUAGAGAUGUGGGAGAAAGAAACAAAAAAAAGCAUCUUCUUAAUUUAGGUUUUUUCAUAUUGAUCUUGACUAAUGUUUAAAGAAGUGGUUGUACAUAGCAACAGUUAAGAUGGUUAUGGUUUCUUUUGUUAGAUUGAAUCGUACAAGGAACAACAGUUUAAUGUUUCUUUUUGAAUUUUCUGCUUCACAA
Molecule: messenger RNA, 2112 nt
Organism: Camelina sativa (false flax)
Lineage: Eukaryota; Viridiplantae; Streptophyta; Magnoliopsida; Brassicales; Brassicaceae
Source: RefSeq, a predicted model, not a curated record